This is a messenger RNA of Emericellopsis cladophorae, 1392 nucleotides long. RefSeq lists its product as uncharacterized. Gene Ontology annotation, cellular component: actin filament; cytoplasm. The record is from RefSeq and is a predicted model, not a curated record. The transcript is spliced from 2 exons. Bases 1 to 1392 code for a protein of 463 amino acids. Gene Ontology annotation, biological process: actin filament polymerization. Lineage: Eukaryota; Fungi; Ascomycota; Sordariomycetes; Hypocreales; Bionectriaceae. Gene Ontology annotation, molecular function: actin binding; microtubule binding.
AUGUCCAAGUACAAAGAUCUCGUGAAGAGUGGGUGGCAUCCAGAAAAGAGCCGUGGCAUAGAGAAGAAGGGCAUCCGCGGUCAAGUGAGUGGGCUUGUCCGCGGUAACAAAGAUGAUCCCUCGACAAAGGCCCAAAACCAUGCGUCUGUACCUAUAACAUCUCUCAAAGAUCCUUCGUCAUUUGCGCCGCCACCGAAGCGCACCGCUAACGGCGCGCUCCCUUCUCCUCCCCCACGCUCUACCGAGACCCGGCAAGUCGUCGCGGCGCCCAGCAAGUAUCAAGACCCAAGGGGACCAUCUGUUGCACCACCACCCAAGACCUCGGCGGAGCAGUCACAGUUGGAAUAUUACCAGCAGAAUGGUAUCUCGCAGCAGGACGGGGUGUUGGAGGAGGAGGAGGAGAAGCCCAGGGGCCCAUACAAGACCAACACAACUGGGUUGAGCGUGGAUCACUUGCCGAAACCGCCUGGGAGGAGAGACGGCGCUGAUGGAAGGGGACCACCCGCGCUCGAGGCGAGCACCUCCGUCCGACAAUCCCCUUCACUGCCGGCGAGGAGUUCGCCAGCAUUGCCGUCGAGGCAGCCCGCCGCGAUUAUGCCCCCACCGAGCGCCAAGCCAAGCCUCCCACCCAGGCUCCCCGCGAGGACGAACUCGGCCGCGACAAACAGCAGUCAAGAGUCCGAGCCAUCCGGAGGCCUGCUCAACGAAGGCGCAGUGAACAGAUUGGGCGCUUCUGGCGUGAAUGUUCCUGGACUGGGCAUCAGGGGCCAGCAGGCAUCACCAAGCCCACCUCCACCACCCAGGCAGAGUACCGCGCCCGUCAACGAGCUGCAGAACCGUUUCUCGAAACUCAGGACUACACAAUCGCAAACCCAAGAUCCGCCAUCUGAGGGAACCACGUGGGCGCAGAAACAGCAGGCUCUCAACACGGCUUCGAAUUUCCACAAGGACCCCUCCAGUAUAUCAAUGUCGGACGCGAGGUCGGCCGCAGGCACGGCGAACAACUUCCGGCAAAGACACGGGUCUCAAAUUGCUUCGGGUGCCAAGACAGCAAACAACGUGGACCAGAGAUUCGGCGUGUCGAGCAGGCUUGGUGGAUUUGCCAGAGGCCAACAGGCGCAGCCAGAGGAAAGCGAGCCAGCGGCAGCACCUGCACCUGCACCUGCACCGCAGUUGCUGCCCACGCAACCCGUCCAGUCCUCGCAUCAGGAGACACAGCCAGCUUUACUGCCUAGCCAGCCUCUCAAAGCAGUAGCCGCCGCCAAGAAGAAGCCACCGCCGCCUCCUCCGAAGAAGAAACCGGGUCUUGCAGCGCUGCCAGCUGCGACUCAAGUGGGCACUGGUGAGGAACAACCACCUCCGAUACCCAUGUCGACACGACCGACAUUCUGA